Molecule: messenger RNA, 1166 nt
Organism: Zootoca vivipara (common lizard)
Lineage: Eukaryota; Metazoa; Chordata; Lepidosauria; Squamata; Lacertidae
Product: sterile alpha motif domain-containing protein 12
Biological process (GO): cell surface receptor protein tyrosine kinase signaling pathway
Cellular component (GO): cytoplasmic side of plasma membrane
Molecular function (GO): protein binding
Source: RefSeq, a predicted model, not a curated record
GGAGACAGAGUCCUAUCCUGCCUGGGCCUGAACUCCAGGGAGGAGCAUGCAGAGGAAGGCAAAACAGCUGAGAUCAUUUCCGAGGCAGGUCUGGAGACGGGCAGGAGGAGAUCUGCGGUGGGGGGCACAGCCGAACGAAGCCCCCGGAGCCUUUGCUGGGGACGGAUGAGAGAGCUGGAGUGGGGAGCCAGAUCUCUUUCCCGCCUUGUCUGCAGGUAGCCCCCCGCCUGCCCCCGCCAGCCUGCAGCCUCCGACCCCUGCCUCUUCCCCCGCAGGGUCCUCAUGGAGACCAGUCCCAGGAGUGGCUUGGCGGGGGUCCUGAAUGGCCAGGCAGCCCAAUGGGGAGAGCCCACAACUGCGGACACGGGCUUGGAGGAGGACUUGGAAGAGGUGGUCGAGGUGAGGCGGCCAGUGGCCCAGUGGACUGUCUCGGAGGUCUGCUCCUGGCUGAGCCGAGGGUCCCUGGGGGCUCAGGGGAAGCCCCUCCUGGAAGCGGCACACAGCCACGCCAUCUCCGGAAAGGCCCUGCUGCGCCUGACGAACGAGACCCUGGAGCGCAUGGGGGUUGCGCCCUGGAGCCUGCGGCAGGAGCUGCUACGCCAAGUCCUGCACCUCCGCAUUCAGCAGGAGAUGAAAGACUUGCUGGACAUUACAGGAGCGUGAUCAAGGGAGGUGAGCUGCUCUGUCUGGGAUGCAAAAAAAGGAGCUCGCUUUGGUGCCAGCCUUUCGCCGCAACUGGACCUCCGAGCAGGACGGUGGAGCCCAAAGUCCAAUGCCAGGCCAGGCUUCAAGGACUGUAGAAUGGAAGGAGCUGCUUUGCAGUUGGGACUCAGCAGUUUGCAGCCCUGGGGGCAAAGGCUUUCGUGGCAGAAUGUGGGUUUUCUUGGGGAAGGGGGCUGCCCCCCCCCAUGCCUGUAGCCUCCCAGGGGCCUCCUGCAAACAUCUGGUCAGAGGAGGAUGGCCCACGCUUUGUAGGUGAGGCGAAGGGUUGCAGCUCAGCAGCGGAAGGUAUGCUGUUUGCCAUGCAGAAGGUACAAGGCUCAACCCCUGGGAGCUGCAGGCUGGGGGGGGGGAUUCCUGCAGAGAUUCUGCCAGUCAAGGUGGGCCAUACUGUGAGCUGAAGAUGGAGAUGAACUCUCCCGGUGUGAGCUGCCCUAAGCAAUAAA